Molecule: messenger RNA, 2130 nt
Organism: Entamoeba invadens IP1
Lineage: Eukaryota; Evosea; Mastigamoebida; Endamoebidae
Product: ATP-dependent RNA helicase, putative
Exons: 1
Coding region: 1-2130 (709 amino acids)
Biological process (GO): mRNA splicing, via spliceosome
Cellular component (GO): spliceosomal complex; intracellular anatomical structure
Molecular function (GO): ATP binding; RNA binding
Source: RefSeq, a predicted model, not a curated record
AUGGAGGGACUUCCUAUACAACAACAUGUCUCUGAAAUAAUACAAUGUGUUUCUACCAACCAAAUAACAAUCCUUUUGGGCACUACUGGGUGUGGAAAAACAACGAUGGUGGGUCAAAUGUUGUAUGACCACUCCAUACCCCAUAAAGACCCACGCAUCGUCACGACGAACCCACGUCGGAUUGGUGCGGAGAGUGUUUCCGAACGUGUUAGUGAUUUGCGCAAAGUGGAGUUGGGUACUUUUGUGGGGUACAAAGUUCGGUUUGAUGAUAUGACCUCUCCGUCGACACGGCUCUUUUUUAUGACUGAUGGGAUAUUAUUAGCGGAGUUGUCUGCAGAUCCGGUACUGAGUAAAUAUGAUGUUCUAAUUAUAGAUGAGGCGCAUGAGAGAAGCAUCAACACCGACUUUUUAUUAUCAUAUUCUGCAAGACUCUGUCAGAAGAGAAAAGAUUUGAAAAUUAUCAUCAGCUCAGCCACUAUAGAUACCAGUGAAUUGACUAAAUAUUAUUCGGGGUAUUCUCUUAGUGUUGGCACUGUCACAGUGAAAGGACGAGUGUUCAAUGUUAACAUCAAGUACUUGACUGGAGACCCAAGUCCGGCACUCAAUCCUGUAGUCGAAACGGUGUUGGAGAUACAUAGUAUGUAUGACACGGGGGACAUCUUAAUAUUUCUUUCUGGUGCUGAGGAGAUUGAAAAGUGUUGUUCUUUGAUAGCGAGAAAAGCCACUGAAAUCACCGCUAAAAGUGACUUGAUUAUUCUCCCAUUGUACUCCGCACUUCAAAAAGAAAAACAGAAAAAGGUCUUUUUAAAAGCACCACCAAACACCAGAAAAAUUGUUGUCGCAACUAACAUAGCAGAAACCUCUAUUACAGUCCCUGGUGUCAAAUUUGUGAUUGACCAAGGACUAGUCAAAACUAUGCAAUCCACGGGCGGAGCAGAAGGGUUGACUCUCGAAACCGUUUCCAAAGCGGGUGCUAUACAACGGUGCGGGAGAGCUGGAAGGACUGAAGAAGGAAUUUGCUAUCGACUGUAUAGUGAAGAGUCAUAUAACCAACUGAGAGAUGAGAGUGUGCCAGAAAUAGUACGAGUCAAUUUGGAGGAUGUUGUUUUGAAAUUGAAAAUGUUGGGCAUUGGCCUUGAAGAAACUUUCUUUGUUGAGAGACCGCCUGUAUUAAAUGUUGUAGAAGCUGUGCGAGAACUUCGGUAUAUUGGUGCGAUUAACGACGAUGGGGAAAUAACCGAUUUUGGGAAAAAACUGGUCAAAUUUCCACUGAGUCCAAGGCAGGCUGCUGCUGUGUGUGAGGGGUAUACCAACAACGUCUUAGAAGAGGUGAGUGAAUUGAUUGGGAUGGUCAGUCAAGAGAAUGUGUUUUUAGGGAGUUACAGUGGAGUUAGUGGAGUUAACAAUGACCUUAUUGGGAUGAUUGUGGCGUAUAAAAUGUGGCAAAAAUAUGGGGAGGUGUGGGGGACGAAAAAAGGGUUAAACCCACAAAUGAUGCGAUACAGUAAAUUGAUUGUCAAACAAAUAGUGGAAAUCGCAAGAGAUGUGUUUAAUGACAAAUCCACACAAGAAACAAAGGCAAUGCGGAAUAGAAGUCACAGCAGAGAAAGAGAUCGCGUGAAGGAUUUGGAAGAAGCGAUUGAAAUCAAUCACAUCAUUAAGUCACUAAAAAUUCGCGAAAUAAUCGACGCGAUCUAUUCUGCAUAUUUUAGAAACACCGCACAAAGGUGUGGGAAAGGAAAGUAUCGACUUAAAGGCACAAACAUUGAUACAAUCAUUCACCCCACAAGUAGGUGCAAUUCCGAGAAAGAAAGUGAAUGUGUGAUGUUCAUAACAAUGACUGUUUCCUCGUCUGUGAUGCUUAAGUGGGUCUCUUCUAUUAACGAAGAAACAGUCAAAAAGCAUUGGGACGACCUUCCGAAACUUGACUUGAAAAAACUUAUUGGUGAGAAGUUGUACGCAGACUUCACUUCCCAGAAAUUAAGUGGGACAGGCUCCGCUUGGAGCUCUGCAAAAAUUGAAGUUGAGCGAAUGCAAGUGAAGCGAGCAAGUGUGGAAGAAAUCAGUGAUGCAAAACAACGUUUUUUGGCUCGCAGAGCCAAAGGUCAUCAAACGCCGUCUGGGAAAUAA